This is a messenger RNA of Choloepus didactylus (southern two-toed sloth), 3947 nucleotides long. It is a transcript of the gene PPP2R2A, whose product is annotated as protein phosphatase 2 regulatory subunit Balpha. The transcript is spliced from 10 exons. Gene Ontology annotation, cellular component: cytosol; protein phosphatase type 2A complex. Gene Ontology annotation, biological process: peptidyl-serine dephosphorylation. Lineage: Eukaryota; Metazoa; Chordata; Mammalia; Pilosa; Megalonychidae. The record is from RefSeq and is a predicted model, not a curated record. The coding region runs from base 299 to 1642 and encodes 447 amino acids. Gene Ontology annotation, molecular function: protein binding; protein phosphatase regulator activity.
AGUCGAGUCGCCUGCCCCUGCUGCUGCUUCCGCCGCCGCCGCCGCCGCCGCCGCCGCCGCCGCCGCCGCCGCCGCCGCUGGAGAAAGAGCAAGAGCCGGGAAGCCUCAGAGUGAAAUCCACCAUCCUGCUGGCUGGUCUGCUCGCCCCUCCUUCCUUCUCCCCCAACCCCCACCCCUCCCCCACAGGUGCCAUCCGCCGCCAUCCGCCCUCUCUGCCCCCCCAUCCCCAGGUGAGGGGGGUGAGUUCAGGAAGCAGAGACCCCGAGGAACCCAUCAGGGUCACCAUUUGCAGCGCAACAUGGCAGGAGCUGGAGGAGGGAAUGAUAUUCAGUGGUGUUUUUCUCAGGUGAAAGGAGCAGUAGAUGAUGAUGUAGCAGAAGCAGAUAUAAUUUCUACAGUAGAGUUCAAUCAUUCUGGAGAAUUGCUGGCAACAGGAGAUAAAGGUGGUAGAGUUGUCAUCUUUCAACAGGAGCAGGAGAACAAAAUCCAGGCUCAUAGCAGAGGAGAAUAUAAUGUUUACAGCACCUUUCAGAGCCAUGAACCAGAGUUUGACUACUUGAAAAGUUUAGAAAUAGAAGAGAAGAUCAACAAAAUUAGGUGGUUGCCCCAGAAAAAUGCUGCUCAGUUUUUAUUGUCUACCAAUGAUAAAACAAUAAAAUUAUGGAAAAUCAGUGAAAGGGACAAAAGACCAGAAGGGUAUAACUUGAAAGAGGAAGAUGGAAGGUAUAGAGAUCCUACUACAGUUACUACACUACGGGUACCAGUCUUUAGGCCCAUGGAUCUAAUGGUUGAAGCCAGUCCAAGAAGAAUAUUUGCCAAUGCUCAUACAUAUCACAUCAAUUCUAUUUCUAUAAAUAGUGAUUAUGAAACAUAUUUAUCUGCAGAUGAUUUGCGGAUUAAUCUUUGGCAUCUGGAAAUUACAGACAGAAGUUUUAAUAUUGUGGAUAUCAAGCCUGCCAAUAUGGAAGAACUAACAGAGGUGAUUACAGCAGCAGAAUUCCAUCCAAACAGCUGUAACACAUUUGUAUACAGCAGCAGUAAAGGAACUAUUCGGUUAUGUGACAUGAGGGCAUCUGCUCUCUGUGACAGACAUUCUAAAUUGUUUGAAGAACCUGAAGAUCCCAGUAACAGGUCAUUUUUUUCUGAAAUCAUCUCCUCUAUUUCUGAUGUAAAAUUCAGCCAUAGUGGUCGAUAUAUGAUGACUAGAGACUAUUUGUCAGUCAAAAUUUGGGACUUAAAUAUGGAAAACAGGCCUGUGGAAACCUAUCAGGUUCAUGAAUACCUCAGAAGUAAACUUUGUUCACUGUAUGAAAAUGACUGCAUAUUUGACAAAUUUGAAUGUUGUUGGAAUGGAUCUGACAGUGUUGUUAUGACUGGAUCUUAUAAUAAUUUCUUCAGAAUGUUUGACAGGAACACGAAGCGAGACAUAACCCUAGAAGCAUCACGGGAAAAUAAUAAACCUCGCACGGUUUUGAAGCCACGCAAGGUCUGUGCAAGUGGCAAGCGAAAGAAAGAUGAAAUAAGUGUUGACAGCCUAGACUUCAACAAGAAAAUACUUCAUACAGCCUGGCACCCUAAGGAAAAUAUCAUUGCUGUAGCAACCACAAACAAUCUGUAUAUAUUUCAAGACAAAGUGAAUUAGGGUUGGCGUUCCCAGCAGAAGAUCCCACUUCCUGCUUAGUUGAGAUAGUUGAAUCUAGUAUUCGUACCUAUAAAAGAGAGAGGUCCAUUGUGGCACCCCUUUCCAGUGUUUAACAAUGUGCCAUCUGACAACACAUUUUUAUAGCUACAUGGAGAAAGCUCUGUGGAUUCAUCACUCUGCUGUUCUCCAUGUCUGCUAGCCAUUUAGGUAAGGGUAGGGCACUUUUAAUUUAAAUGACUUCUUGCACCAUCUUGCCUAAUGGACUAGAUUGGACUGUAUCAACAUUGAUUUACUCCACUUUUUAUGCCUUCCAUUGUGAUGACGUCAAACACAGUGAAAGCCUUCAGUCAUGCUAUGGGAUUUAAUUGUGUAUCCUCAUUACUGUAUCAUUUGUGGGGUACACCCUCCCCCCUCCCCCCUUUUUAAAUUAAAUACAGCUCAUUCUUACUGUGGCUUGUAGCAUUCCUCCUCUCUGGCCUCCUGGACUCCUUCCAUUCAUCUCUCUUCCCCUUGCCUCUCCACCCAGUCUUGGUGGUGGUGUAUUAAAAAAAAGAAAGCAAGCAAGCACACAAAAUUAGUAGUCAUUUUGGGGUCAGUGGUAAAGGGGGUAUAUGUUGCGAACAAAUGUUUUUAAUAACAGUUGGCUGUAAUCACUCCUUGCCAUGUCUGGCACUUGAAAAUAAGGAAAAAAAAAACUACUGAAUAAAAGUGACAAAGAAUGGAGAAUCUGGUUUUCUUUUUCUUUUAAUCUACCUCUUCAAGCCAAUAUUUUGUCUUAACCCUUGGGUGCAGUGAAAUGAAAUAAGUUUUCAUUGUUUUAUUGGUAUUUUUGUUAUUUUAAGAAGUUUUUUUUUUUUACAUGGAGAAGGAGAGGUAUUGGUUCUGUGAAAUGUUUUGAAUAUAUAUUGGUAUUAUUAAGGAGUGCACAAUUUAUAAAAUGCUACUAAAGACUUUUUUACUGAAGUUAGGAGGGUAUGGGGCACAUUGUAUUUACACUUUAUCUGUUAAUGAAAUUGUUGUAAAUGGGAACCAAAUUUGUAGAACCUCAUUUUUUAAAACAUUUUACAGUGAUUAAUUUCAUUUUUGCCUUGCUAAAUACCAAGUCCAACAUUAAAUAAUUUUUAACAAGUUAAAGCUUUUUUGUUAUUCAAUCAUAUAACAAAAUAAACUAGUAUCAGGUGAUUUGCCUAGAUAAAAUUUGACACUGCAAUAGAUACAAAUUUUUUUUUUUUUUUUGUAUUUUACUGCUAUAAAAUCUGAAUGAAAUGUACUUACCAUAGAUGUUUUUCUUCUAUUUUUGGUUUUCCAAAGCUAUUAUUAUUAAAGACAAUUAAAGGCACAGUGUUCAAAAAGUGCUUAAUGUACUCCAACAGUUGCCUCAAAUAAAAAUUUAGUAAUCUGUGUAUGACUACAUUGUCCAUAAGUGAUACUUUAUCCAAAGAUGAAGAGUAUCCCUAUUUUUAAAAGGUAAAAUGUACCUUUGUCAGUCUUCCAGAAGCUUUACUUGAGAAAAAAUGGAGUUUAUUUUUAAAAGAUAAAUUGAGUGGGCAUUUAUAUUAUUAAAGAAUGUUAGUAUAUUUUGGUUGUGUGGUAGUAUAACCACCUUGAAUUUUAGAGGACUGAGUGCUUCUUAUAUGUCCACUACUUAUUGUUCUGUUCUUAUCUUCAAUAAUGAAAAAUGGUUAAACAAUUAAACCAUAAUUCCCUCUACACUUAUACAAACAUUGUCUUGUAAAUUAACAUUUUUAGCAUACAGGAGAAAUUUUAUGUAAUAAAAUCUUGGACUUAAGUCUGAAUUUGUAUUUAAACACUGAAUAUAUGUCUGAUCAUUCUUAAGAUAAUGGCACUUUUACUUAUUUAUUUGAGAGUCUUGGGUAGCAUUUGCAAUUGUUAUUUAUACAGACUUGACUGGGAAGUGGGAUGUUCCCCUGCCAUACGUACCAAAUGGUGACAUUGUUUUCUGAUUGGGCCACUUUCCAGAAGAUACUUUGGGGAGGUUGUUUCCCUAACCUUUGGAUGCAUGUCUUGAGAUAAAACCACCUAACAUUUUGUGGAAAUUCUUUUUUGAUUCAUCAGUAGGUAUGAUGAUUCUCAUCCAUGACACUAAGGGUUGGAUUUUUAUACUUAAGAGAAACAUUUCUAAAAUCAAAUGCCUCUAUCAAGGAAUGCUAUUAUAAAUCAUUGUAACAGUAUUCUCAAGUAUUAAUUUUUACUUUCUUUGGUGUAGCAAAUUAUUAAGCCCAGCCACUCAUUUUAUGUGGUCAUGGUUAAUCUUUUUAUUAAUAAAAAUUAUACUUAGAAUAAA